AUGUAUUCAAAAUACUUUUAUUUGAUUAUAUACCUGAGCAUACUUGUGAAUGUAAAAUCUCAGUCAACCUUUGAUGGCGAUGAUGAUUAUGAUACACAACAACAAAUACGCACAGAACCACUGAUUUUCAUCCGUCGACCACAGUCAACAGAAGUUACCAUUGGUAGUAAUGCAAUAUUUUACUGUAGUUCAUCAUCCAGUCCAAUCAUAUGGUCUAAAAAUGAUAUACCGAUAGGUCCAAGUUCAAAACAUAUGAUAACUAGUCAAUAUCUUCAAAUUGUAAAUGUUGAUGAAAAUGAUGAAGCAACAUAUGCUUGUACAAUACGGAAUACAGUUGAAAUGAAAACAACAUCAGCAAAUCUAACUGUACUCAUUGCUCCUCGCUUUUCUCCAUUACCCGAUACAUAUCGUCUUGGUUUGAAAAAUUUAUCUAUCGAAUUAAGAUGUCAAGUUCUUGGAAAUCCAAAACCGAAAAUUAUGUGGUAUAAAUCUCAUGUCAACAUUCGAUCAUCGCAUCGUAUGCGUUUACUUGAUGAUAGUCAAGUAUUACAGAUUAAUCAAUUACGAAAUGAUGAUGCAGGUGUUUAUACGUGUGUUGCAGAAAAUUCUCUUCGACGCAUUGUAGCAUCAACGGAUGUUCGCGUUCAAGAUCCUAUACCACCAUUGUUUUCUCGACGUAUGUCAAAUGUAACAACAUAUGACGGAGCAUCAGUUGAACUUGAAUGUACAGCAACUGGAGAUCCACAACCAAAAAUUGAAUGGUCUCGAGAUAGUAUUCCUAUUCAUUAUAGUAUUCAGUAUGUAUUAAAAGAAGAUGGCUCACUUUUACUUCCAAAUGUUACUGCUAAUCAAUCGGGCUAUUACAAAUGUCAAGCAUCAAAUUAUGCUGGAACAGAAAUUCAUUCAUUUUGGGUAACAGUUAUUAAUGAUAAUCAAAUUACUGAUGAACUUAUAGAUCGUCUUGUACAGCAAGCAUCAACAGAAGUAAAUCGUGCUGUUUCAGAAACAAUUCGUCAUUUACAAGAUCGUCGUCGGCCACGAACACCAGGAGAUUUAAUGUCAUUAAUGAAAUUUCCUAAACCAUUACAAUUAACAUUGGCUAAGACAGAAGAUAUUUUUGAACGAGCACUUGAUCUUGUGCAUCGAUAUGUUGAUAACAUAACAUUUCCAAGUGAAUAUGCCACACAUCAAAUGCGUACUAUCGAAUUUCGACCUGAUCAUUUUCUUACAGCUCGUCAAUUAGAACGUCUUGCACUUGUAUCUGGUUGUGUAACGCAUCAAUUAAAAUCUCGAUGCAAUGAACACUGUAUGGCUUAUCGUACAGGAGAUGGAACAUGUAAUAAUUUGAAGCAUCCAUUUUGGGGUGCUUCAUUAACCGCUUUAACACGUUGGCUACAUUCACAAUAUGAAAAUGGUUUUAAUACACCACGUGGUUGGAACGAAAGUAAAUUAUAUAAUGGUUAUGUAUUACCAUCGGCACGUGAAGUGUCAGCAAGACUGAUUGCAACUAAAACUAUCACGCCUGAUCCAGCCUUUUCUCAUAUGCUUAUGCAAUGGGGACAAUUUCAAGAUCAUGACAUGUCAUUAACAGUGCAAGCAACAAGUAAUACACGUUUUUCUGAUAGUCUUCGUUGUAUAUCAUCGUGUUCAUUUGAACCGCCAUGCUAUCCUAUCCGUAUUCCUGACGAUGAUCAUUUGCGACAAGAGCGUGGUUCAUGUCUUGAAUUUGUACGAUCGGCUGCUAUAUGUUUAAGUGGUGAAACAUCCUUUGUUCAUUUACCAUAUCGACGUGAACAAAUUAAUUCGUUGACAUCAUUUUUUGACGCAUCAAAUGUUUACGGUUCAACUAUACAAGAUGCUUGGGAUUUAAGAGAACGAAGUUCAGGAAAAGGACUUCUUCGAAUUCACAGUACACCUGAAUUUCCUAAAGGAUUACUUCCCUUCAGCACUGAUACACCUGUUGAUUGUCAACGUGAUCGACAAGCAUCACAAAUUGGUUGUUUUCUUGCAGGAGAUCAUCGAGUAAAUGAACAAGUUGCUUUAACUGCAAUGCAUACAGUUUGGGUACGACAACAUAAUCGUUUAGCUAGACGACUUAGUUCAAUGAAUCCAAAAUGGUCUGAUGAACAAGUUUAUCAAGAAACACGAAAGAUUAUUGAAGCACAAUUACAAAUAAUAACAUAUAAACAUUGGUUACCAUAUAUAAUCGGUGAUGAAGGUAUGAAUAUGCUUGGAUCAUAUAAAGGCUAUAAUCGAAAUAUUAAUCCAUCGAUAUCAAAUGUUUUUGCUACUGCCGCAUUUCGCUUUGGUCAUGGUCUAAUCAAUCCAGUAUUUUAUCGUUUAAAUUCAAGUCUGGAACCAAUUCCUGAAGGAAAUCUACUACUACGAGAUGCAUUUUUUUCGCCAUGGCGUGUUAAAGAACAAGGUGGUAUUGAUCCAUUAUUACGUGGAAUGUAUGGCGUAUCAGCAAAAAUAAAGUUACCUCAACAAAUCCUCAAUGUUGAAUUAACGGAACGUUUAUUUCAUAUAACACGUGCUAUAUCACUCGAUUUAGCUGCAGCAAAUAUUCAGCGUAGCCGUGAUCAUGGUUUACAAUCGUAUACAGCAUGGCGAAAAUUUUGUCAUUUACAACCAGAUGAAAUACAUGAUUUUGAAGAUUUACGUAACGAUAUAUCUGAUGUACAAACACGUCGUACACUACGUGAUGUUUAUAAACAUGUUGAUAAUAUUGAUGUUUGGGUAGGUGGAAUACUUGAAGAUAAUCUACCUGGUGCAAAAGUUGGACCAUUGUUUCGUUGUUUAAUUGCUAAGCAAUUUAAAGCGCUUCGAGAUGGUGAUAGAUAUUUUCAUGAAAAACCUGGAAUAUUCACAUCUCAACAAAUGAACUCACUACAAAAAACCACACUAGCUAAAGUACUUUGUGAAAAUGGAGAUCGUAUUGAACAUAUACCACGAAAUGUAUUUUUAAAUGCAUUGUAUCCACGUGAUUAUGUACCAUGCUCACAAAUUGAAGAUAUUGAUCUUGAACCAUGGCGUGGAUGUUGUAAUGAAAAUAUGGUUGGAAUAAAUGCAGUUUGCAAUAUUCCGGCUAUUCUUUCAUAUGAUCCAUUUCCUAAUUAUGAACCAGCCAGAUCUAAAACUGACAUACGGCAAAAACGAGAAAUUAUCGAAGGCGAAAAACCGGACGAAAUAGACGAUAAAAUGCAAACAAAAGAAGAUCAACUACAAUUAGACGGGCUUCGUCAACAAGUCAAUGAAGUCUUAAAGAAGUUUGCAACUUUUGACAAACGUCUAACAACUGGUACACAUUGUUAUGAUCAAAAUACAGGAAAACUACAUGAAAAUGAUACAAAAUGGCAUGUUCAUAAAUGUCUUGUUUGUCAAUGCAAAGAUGCGACAAGUCUAUGUGAAGUUAUCUGUUAA
This is a messenger RNA of Rotaria socialis, 3423 nucleotides long. The record is from the annotation of a GenBank genome assembly. NCBI's taxonomy places the organism in Eukaryota, Metazoa, Rotifera, Eurotatoria, Philodinida, Philodinidae.